AUGGACACUUUCGAACGGUUCCUCGAGGAUUGCAUGUCUAUUACGACCGACAUGGGGACUGAACGCCUCACCGCAGACAUUGGGAAUUGCUUGCGCAUUUUUGCCGCGAAGAUCGGGCUUAGCAUUUCUCCCAAGUUCGCGUCUUACAAACGACUGCUGGAGUUUUGCGUGGCUGUUCCAGACUGGCAUCACCUAGUGGCUUGGUGCUUGAAGGCAUCUCUAGAGGCGUUAGGCGAAUGGCCCGAUAUUCUGAGUACUCUUCGAGCGCACUGCAGAUUCUUCAGGAACGCAAGUUAUCGUGAAUCGCUAGUGGUGUGGUUGAAGUCGCAUGGGCAUGGCGAUUAUUCAAAGACUUUGAAGUGCUUCAGUGCGUCGUUCGCCAAAUGGCGGUUCGAGACCGUGCUGGAGGUCAUCAAUUCGCUAAACAAGGUGCGGCAUAUAUGCUCGUUGUUUCAACCGCGCAUGCUUGGCGUGCUUCAGGACGCACAGGAUUUCAACGAGAUUGUCAAACACAAGGGCAAUACUCACUUUUGGCGUUGGGUGCGAGGCUUUCACAUGAUGGCGCACCCUAUUGAGCGAUUUCGGACAUGGGCGACGGCCUGCCCGCAUCCCGAGCACCAGGAAGCGCUGAAGAGGGGGAAGAGCGUCCAGUGCGAGCAGCUGGGCCGUCGGCUUCAAGAGGCGCCCCAACGAGUUGUCGACUUGAAGACGCACCUCACUGACGUGGCAGACAGGCUGGUCCUGGAAGAUGUUCUGGGUGACGAGGCUGUCUUCAGGGAUCUGUCGUUUGCCCUCAGGCGGUUCUUGCCAGAGUUUAAAGAGAAGUUCGCUUGGGUCGAGCUGAUGCCUUACGCAUUCGCCAGUGCCACGGACCAGGCGGUCGCCCGAUCUAUCAUCCAGCAGUGGGAGGUGAGUCCUCGGCGAGACCACCACAGCAUGACGUUAUUGCUCAUGGACGAAUUCGAAGUGGAUGUCAGGAGGAUCGCCGAUGGAUGUAUCAACGAUGCCCCACAACGUUUUUUUUUGGCGCAGGUUGAGGCUUUCCGAAGGAUCCCACUGACUUCCCAGGUUGCAGAAGGCUACCACAGGUCAACGAAGCUCAGCAAAACUCGCGGCGGCUCUUCUCGCUUGCCGUGGCUGCUAUCUUCCAACAGGAUCUGGCAAAAUCUAAACAUCGUGGCGGCGCUUGAGGACAGCCCUGAAGGGCGCGCAUGUCUCGAGUGUGAGUUUAGACGCGCUACCAGGGCACUGCAGACGAAGAACGCGUUGUUGUUGAAACGGGUCAAGGCACCAAUCAGUAAGUGUGUUAAGAGAACGUACCGCCUCGGCGAGUUCAACUAUUUUGAUUGGGAAGAGCUCGCGGCGGACUUGGUCGCCGUGCCGCCGCGGGAAGCCGAGGCCGCCGAGGUUCCAGAAGCCGACGGAGGCGCUCUUGCCGCCGAGGGGCACGCCGACGUUGGCCAGGAUGGCAUUCCUCCAGCACCUGAGAACGAGUCGGCGUUGGUCGAGCUGCACGGGGACGUGGACAUUUCUGCCGCGGAGGGGGUCGUCUUGAAGAGAAGCUACUUGAGCGCGGUGAUUGGCCACCACGAUUUCUUCAGCGUCACUGUGCCAGACCACGAUGACCCAUUCUUAUUCCAGGUCUUGAAAGUCGUUACCAAGCCAUGGCUCGUGGUCAAUCCCAUCAGGGCGCAAGCGCAGUUGUAUAUGCUGAUGGAGAUGCAGGUUGUCUGA
This is a messenger RNA of Prorocentrum cordatum, 1734 nucleotides long. NCBI's taxonomy places the organism in Eukaryota, Dinophyceae, Prorocentrales, Prorocentraceae. The record is from the annotation of a GenBank genome assembly.